UGGUUCGAAAAAUUUUUCAUUAUUUUUUAUUUUAUGGUGGAUGGUGCAUUACCAGUUUUAUUUAUCAUUAUUAUUGGUAUUAUCGAUCACAUUCAUAUCUCCGAGAGUAUCUCACAAGGAAUCUCUCAAUAUUGUGAAUGAUAUGGCCAAUGAAGAAAUGAGGGAUAGUGAAAACAAAUAUUCUAUUUUGUUGCCUACAUACAAUGAACUAGAAAACCUACCGAUAAUAAUUUAUCUACUUACUAAAUAUUUGGACAAAAGUGGAUAUGAUUAUGAAAUAAUUGUUAUUGAUGAUGGUAGCCCAGAUGGUACCCUUGAGGCUGCCAAGCAACUGCAGAAUAUCUAUGGCAAAGAUAAAAUUAUUCUGAGACCUAGAGAGAAGAAAUUAGGCUUAGGCACUGCCUACAUUCAUGGUAUCAAACAUGCUACUGGUAAUUUCAUCAUUAUAAUGGAUGCAGAUCUUAGCCAUCAUCCCAAAUUCAUUUCACAAUUCAUAGAGAAACAACAAUCUGAAGAUUUUGAUGUAGUUUCUGGAAGCAGAUACAUAGGCUCUGGAGGUGUUUUUGGUUGGGACUUCAAAAGGAAACUAGUUUCCAGAGGUGCCAACUUCCUGACUCAACUUCUGCUGAGACCAGGGGCUUCAGAUCUUACAGGAUCUUUCAGGCUAUACAAGAAGGAUGUUUUAGACAAACUCAUCAAGAGCUGUGUUUCUAAAGGUUAUGUUUUCCAGAUGGAAAUGAUUAUAAGGGCCAGAGAGCUGAAUUUCACAGUGGGGGAAGUGCCUAUCACUUUUGUAGAUAGGGUUUAUGGGGAAUCAAAAUUAGGAGGAUCAGAGAUUGUACAGUUUGUCAGGGCUAUGUUGUAUUUGUUUGCUACAACAUAAUUAAUUAUAUAUAAAAUAAGUCUUAAUCCUACUGAUGAACAUGUUAAUUUAAUUCCUGGAUAUUAUAUUUUGUUAUAAAGGAAUAACAUAGG
This is a messenger RNA of Phaedon cochleariae (mustard beetle), 975 nucleotides long. NCBI's taxonomy places the organism in Eukaryota, Metazoa, Arthropoda, Insecta, Coleoptera, Chrysomelidae. The record is from the annotation of a GenBank genome assembly.